This is a messenger RNA of Paramuricea clavata, 852 nucleotides long. The record is from the annotation of a GenBank genome assembly. Lineage: Eukaryota; Metazoa; Cnidaria; Anthozoa; Malacalcyonacea; Plexauridae.
AUGUUUGGCUUUCGUAAAGGCCAUGCCACCUCAUCUGUCCUAUUACGAGCAAGGGACGAUGUAUUAAAGGCCAUGAAAAAAGGAGAAAUUACUCUUAUUGCAUUCGCCGACUUCUCGAAGGCGUUCGAUACAGUGGACUUUGCCGUAAUAAUAAAGAAACUUCAUGCCAUUGGCUUUUCACACUCAUCGUUAAAUUGGAUUCUUAACUACCUUACUGGUCGGAAACAGCUUGUUCAAGUAAAUGACAGCCAAUCUGAACUAGCAGACGUGUUGUUUGGUGUUCCGCAGGGAUCGAUAUUGGGUCCCAUGCUUUUCAACCUUUACGUCAACGACCUCCAAAAUGAUUUUACCUGCAGGUGCUUCCAAUACGCCAAUGAUACAACAGUUUACCGUAGUUGUACUCCUAAAAAUCUCAGUCAAUGUGUGCAAGAAAUGAAUGACAACAUACAAACUCUCGAAACUUGGGUCACAGAAUCCAAUCUCUUGUUGAAUGAAAAUAAGACUAAGCAGAUGCUCAUAAGCACUCGACAGAUGUCAAGAACUCAUAAUCUCGGAGACAUCACGCCACCUCUUACCAUAAAGAAUAUAUCCCUUGAGAGAGUUGAACAUUUUAAAUUACUCGUUACGUGGCUUAGUGAGGAUCUCAAAUGGUCACAUCAUGUAAAGGAACUUGUCUCGUCUUGUUAUGGAGUACUUUCAACCUUGCGCAAAAUUCGGAAUAUGACACCCCAACAUACUAAAAAGCUAUCAGCAGAAAGUCUUGUACUUUCUAAGCUAAACUUUAAUGAUGUCGUUUGCUAUCCUCUCCCCGCAUAUCUGUGCAAGUGCGUCAUCUCCGAUGCUGUAUGUUGA